Molecule: messenger RNA, 2889 nt
Organism: Hyphopichia burtonii NRRL Y-1933
Lineage: Eukaryota; Fungi; Ascomycota; Pichiomycetes; Serinales; Debaryomycetaceae
Gene: SEC10
Product: exocyst subunit
Exons: 3
Coding region: 1-2889 (962 amino acids)
Biological process (GO): Golgi to plasma membrane transport; translation; exocytosis
Cellular component (GO): cytoplasm; ribosome; exocyst
Molecular function (GO): protein binding; structural constituent of ribosome
Source: RefSeq, a predicted model, not a curated record
AUGCAAAUUUUCGUCAAAACUUUAACCGGUAAGACCAUUACCUUGGAAGUCGAAUCCUCCGACACCAUUGACAAUGUCAAAUCCAAGAUUCAAGAUAAAGAAGGUAUUCCACCAGAUCAACAAAGAUUAAUCUUUGCUGGUAAACAAUUAGAAGAUGGUAGAACCUUAUCUGACUACAACAUCCAAAAGGAAUCCACCUUGCACUUGGUCUUAAGAUUAAGAGGUGGUGGUAAAAAGAGAAAGAAGAAGGUCUACACCACCCCAAAAAAAAUUAAACAUAAACACAGAAAACACAAGUUAGCUGUCUUAACUUACUACAAAGUUGAUAACGAAGGUAACGUUGAAAGAUUGAGAAGAGAAUGUCCAGCUCCAACCUGUGGUUCUGGUAUCUUCAUGGCUAACAUGGGUGACAGACAAUACUGUGAUUCAAUAAUCAUGAACUUCUCGAUUUAUGAUUUGGACGAUGAUAUAAGGAAGCUUCUUAAUCUUGAUAACUUUCUUCAUGGAUUGACGGUGAAUGAUUUUAUCGAAGAAUUGAGUAAGGAUCAUUUUUUGAAAGGUGCUGAGGUUAAUAAAUUGGAGUAUCUUGAUCCUAAACCAUACAUAAGAACAUUCGAAUCUACAUUGAGAGAGUUGAAACAAUUGAGUGUCGAGGCUUCCCAAAGAAAAGAGAUUGCCGAAAAAGACGUUGACGAAUAUGAAUUAAAACAUAGUAACAAUGUUCUUCUGUUAUCAUCCAAAAUCGACAAUAUAGAAUCCAAAUUUGAUGGACUUGACUCUAAAAUAUCUAAAAUCUCCAAGAAAAUCGAUCCACUUGGUCAACAAUUGAACAAGAUCACUAAUUCUCGAGACCGCUCCACUGAAACGAUCUUUUUGAUUCGUGCAUAUCAUGGUUUUUAUACAAAAGAAAAAUAUGAUCCUUUGGAAAACUUAAGAACUAGUACGAAACAUGAUGAUAAGCUUAAAUGUGCUAAAACUGUACUGAAUCUUCUUACUUUGGCCAAAAAAAUCGAAGCAAGUUCAGAAAAUAUACCCAAGACUUCAAAAUGUGUCAAGUCAAUAGAGAAAUUUAGUGAAUUAAUGGAGAGAAAUCUACUUAAUAAAUUUGAAGUUGCAUCGGAAGAAAAUGAAUUUGACAUAAUGAAAGGAAUAGCCCAAAUUUUAUUCGAAUUCAAUGGCGGUGGCAACGUGGUUCAAGCCUUUGUUAGCCAAAAUGAUUUAUUACUAGAGGCUGAAAGACAAGAUGAAGAUGAAAAUACUAAAUCCUUAUUAGAUAAUGAAGCGGUCUGGGUUAGUCUAUCGGAUCCAAAUUAUGCAGGGACUGACAUUCUCAAGGACGAUGCAACUGAAUUAUUACUAACUCGAUUGAGAGUGGGAAUAAAGUCUCAAGCGAGAAUUGUUCAACAAGUUUUCGAAGAUCCAAUACCAGUUCUCAAGAUUUUUAUUCAAAGAAUAUAUGCUCAGAUGAUCCAAAAUAAGGUCACAACAUUAUUACAGUACUCCAUGUCAGUAAGCUCUUUGGCACAUGUCAGAAUAUUACAUGCGCUUUACAUUUUAGUUGGGGAUUUUACAAAAGAUGUGAAAGAGUUUUUAACUACAAAUGAUUUUGAUCAUGAAAACGAAUUAAGUGCUAUUUUAGAUCAAUCUUUCUAUGACUUAUUCAUUGAAUACCUUUUUGAGAAUAAUUACUUUAAUUGGGAAAAGAAAAAUCUAGAAGAGAUCAUCUAUAACAUCGUUCACAAGUUUAAUACUUUCAAUGAAAAGGCAUUAUCCAACAAUUACUUGAAGAAAAGACUCGAAGAGUCAGAAACAGAUAAUUCUAAUAAGCUUGGUGGUCAAGAAAAUUCUCAGUUCCACGAAAAGAAAAGAUUACAACAAUUCAAGAAUUUCAUGAGCUCUCAUUUGGCAGAUAGAACCACCAACAGAAACUCAGUUGAUCAAUACGAAUACAACAGGGACUAUAAGGAAUUUGCAAGAUUAAAUAUAACAAAGGUUGAAGUGAUAACGAAAUCAGCUAUCGAAUCGAUCGCCAGAGUUUUAGAAUUGGCUCCUAACAAAUCCCCAGAAUAUUCGCUAGAAAUUUUAGAAAUAUUACUAUUUGACUUCGGUAAGCUAUAUCUCACUGGUGGUCUCGUUGUGGCUUAUGACCAACUAGUUCAAGAAAAAUCUUCAAGUAAAGUGAACUCUAACCAGCCUUUCAACUUCGACUACUUGAGUACUGCAAAUUUGACAAGCGAUAUUUUGUACCUUGUUUCUGCUUGUAUCAAAAAAAUAGUUUUGCCAUGUGCUGUGAAUAAUCCAAACAUUAGAAAUAGAAUGAUCAGUUUAACUAAUGUUUACAUUUCCUCUUGUGAAAAGUCUUUGAACAGAAUUUUAGAUGAUACAAUCGCUAUGACCUCUGCUAGAAUCACUUAUUACUUGAGUAAACAAAAAAAGAAAGAUUUCCUAAGCGAUACAGUCAAUGACUAUGAUACUGAAUCUUGUGAAGACACUUCAGAAUUCAUUUCGGUGGUUCAUGAAAACCUUUGCUCCCAUUUGAGUAACUCAAAUCUUACUAACGUACUCAUAAAAAUCGGGAUGAAUUUUUUAAAUCAAUUACUAGAGCAUUAUAAAAAAUAUACUGUGACGUCGACUGGUGGGGUUACUUUGACUAAGGAUGUCAUUCGCUAUCAAUCAGUUAUCGACCAGUGGGGUAUUCCUGAGCUUUCUGAUAAAUUCCAAUUAUUGAAAGAAAUUGCAAACUUGUUUACUGUUCAUCCAAAUUUGAUCAAUUCACUUGUUACUGAAGGUCAAUUGGCCAAUUUGAAACCUUAUGCGGUCAGACAGUAUGUGUCAAAAAGAAGUGAUUUUAAUCCAAGCUAUAUAGAAAGAUUUUUCAGUUUUAAGUAA